Messenger RNA from Lichtheimia ornata, 333 nucleotides. RefSeq lists its product as uncharacterized. Lineage: Eukaryota; Fungi; Mucoromycota; Mucoromycetes; Mucorales; Lichtheimiaceae. The coding region runs from base 1 to 333 and encodes 110 amino acids. The record is from RefSeq and is a predicted model, not a curated record. The transcript is spliced from 2 exons.
AUGGCGAUUUACAAGACUUACAAGAUUUUACAAUAUGCAAGUGACAAACCUGGCAUUUACAUAAUGGUUGAGCAGAGCCGAAUGGCCUUAUUCAAGACCAUGGAUGAGUUGAGCUUCGUCCCUGUCAUUGUUUCCGAUUCGAGACAGCUAAAAGAUAUCACGUUGGAUACCGCCAUAAAGGCGAAAGAUUACCUGAGGGAGAGAUCUCCGGGAGUGAUGCCAACAACAUACAAGCCGCCACUGUCAUGGUUGCGAUCAGGAUUUUACGAGUUGGAUAUAUACAAUCAACAAAAAGAAGAAAGGGGACCAGUGACAGCAAUCAGCAACAAGUAG